AUACACCCGGGAGCUAGUUGGCCAACCAACAGUAAGAACAACGAAUAAGAAUAUUAUACGUCACAUCCGGUCUCGGGAGUUUUGGAGAAAGCCGGGCGGCAAAAAACUACUUAUUGACUUUUUGGACAACCAAGACAUUGUUUGAUGGGUACAGCGGUGGACACUGGAGAAGUCAUCGUCAUCCUCAGUGACGAUGAAGAUGCUGAAGAGAACAUCUCGUUCAGUGAUCAGUCGGUUGUCAUCGUGGAGGCGGAGGACGUGAAGAAGAGCGACUCUGCUGUAGCUCCCGUUGCUCUGGAUGAAGACCUGGUCAUCACCUUCUCCCGCCGCGCGGAGGUCCUCCCUCACGCACGCUACGACUGCCCCAUACACGUCUUCACGGCGACAGACGAGAUCGGCGCUCCUGCGGCCGGUAACCAGCUCAUGUGUGAUCAGUGCUUCUGCUACAUCUGUGACAAGCUGGCGUCAUUGUGUCAAAUGUGGUGUUGCAGCGGACUCUGUCACUGCAACAGCCACAAGAGGAGCGACUUCUGGAACAACCUCAGAAACAGCUUGCUGCUGGGAGGACUCCAGCGCUUCAACCUAACUCUGUCGGAAUUAGAUUCUCACCUCCGGCACGCAGAGACGAUGCUGCAGAGCUUCAAACUAAGGCUCUCGGCAAAGUUCGAGUGCUUCUUGAGAGGAGAGUCUUUAGAAGGAUACGGUCCGAGCGACUCGAACCCGAAAGGCGUCGUCUUCAACUACACACCCGUGUACGAGUUUGUGUCGUCGUUCCUGAACGAAGCCGACCAGCAGGAGGGCAGAGCUGCAGCCGUCCUCCGACUGGGAGCCGCUGAGGUCUUCAUACGACAUUUUCAAGUCUCAGGGUCUUACAUCUCACACUCUCCUACUGCUAACGCUGUUGAAGCCAGACUGGUGUUACUGCAGAGGGUAAUAGCGUCCGUGCAGAGACAGAUGGUGAUGAGCAGUUUGACCCCAGACUUCAUCCACAAAUUGCAGGAAUUUUACCAGAAGUUAUUUUUCCCUCCUGAGCUGAAGAACAUGAAGAGCAGCCUGUGUGUCCGUCCCUGGGACGACGUCCUGCUGGUGUCCGUGCUGAAGGGGCAGAACGUGUCGGGGGUCCGCAAAGACAAAGGCAAGAAGGACCUCCUGAUAGAACAGAUUGCUGUGGUUCUGUUGAGAACGGAAGUACUGCAGCAGCAGCACAGGUACCGAGAACUGUGUCGCUACCUACGAGUUGUCGAGAGCGAUGAUUCCAAACUUCUCCAGCAGGUCCGUGACCUCAUCCCGUUCUUCUUCUGCAUGGACGGGUCCUUGCCGGGCGGUCUGCACAGCCUGUUCCCCACGGUGAACGCCCCCGCCGCACGCCUCACCCCGGACCUCUUCCUCUUUUACCUCCGCCUCUUCACAACGGCAACGGCGCCGCCGACGGCGACGGCGAGGGUCAGCGGGUCGGUGCAGGUGUGCAUCUCCGACGCGGCGUGGCAGCCGAUGAAAGAUGCUGUGCCACUUCCAGAUGUUGUGGUGGUGAGGUUUGCCCUCAGGGUGCAGCGGUGCUGCCCGGCCGUCUUCGCUGACUCUCGAUGUUGGAUCAGUUUACUCCAAAUCGUCAACCCGCCCGCCGCCGUCCCAGAACCCACUUCCAAGUUUCUACACGAAGCGAAGGACGUCGUGAGUACGAUCCUGCACGGCGCAAACGUACAGAUCCCGCGGGUCUUUCAGGAGGGGUACCCGGAUCAGGCUUUGUUGCUGUUGGUAACGGGAGCUUUAGGUCAGCGGGUCCUCAGUGGCGCUCUGAGUCCGGCCCUCCCUGUGCUCAACACGUUCAAGGGUAACUUGUGGGCUCUCGGGUGGCUGUGGGACAGUUUGUCCUCGAGCCCGGAGCGACUCCGGUCCUUCUCACAGGAGCUGUCACGGGAGGCGGGAGCCACGGCAGAUGGGGAUAAUAUUUUACGCUUUCUUCACUCCCUUGUACCCGCGCCGUCGUCUUCAACAGAGUACCGGCACCAGCAGUCCAGCGGCUCUUAAACUCUCCUGCUAAGAAUCAGCUGUAAGUCAACCACAACCGUCAUCAGCUGUUUCAUCCACUUUUUAUUUUUGCACAUAGUCCGGAGUGUUUUUUUUCCUCUCCUUGUGUUUGUUGGUUGUACGUUUUGAACUGUGAAUUCUUAGUAUUUGUCACUAAAACGCAUCAUGUGAAACCUCGAGGACGUUCAAAUGUAUUGAAUGCAUUAUUUGUCUUCCACGUGACCAGCGGGAGCCGCUGAAGGUACAACGUGUGACAUAUGGACAUGUUUUUACUGGUGUGCACGCGCUCACUGGUUUGAGCUCUGAUGAGGUCAAGGGUCGGGACUCUGUGCAUGUUUGGAAGGUUUGACAGUUGGAUUAAAUCCUGAAGGGCAGAAACAGGAAAACAAUUUGAGCUUUAAGGAGCUCCGGGAGACACACUUUUCACAUCUCUGCCACCACUUUAGAUUUAAUCUGGUUAACUCUCAGAAAACACACACACCGCACAUCUGCCCCGGAGGAUUAAUAACGGUGUUCUGGUUCAGCACCAAUAUCAUUCUGGAUUAAAUCACUUUUAAAUAUUGUCACACCUCAUUUCUCGGACCCACUGAUGGAUGUUUGUCCGGUUAUGGCAGCAAGUUUCAUCUCGAUGGAUCAGCUGUUCCUUCUGUCUCCUUGUUUUGUCAUUUUUCCUCCAUGAAUUUUGAUAUAAAAGCCUUUUAUAAGUCUUUCCUGCACUGUGGAAACUUAUCAACCAUGUCUGCAUUUUAAUUGUUGUAUUCAUUGUUCUACUGUUCUCCUGUAUAUUACAACAGCCUCACUUCUUUCUCCAACAAUUAAAGAUGAUUCUUUUUCCUUUCA
Gasterosteus aculeatus aculeatus (three-spined stickleback) is the source of this 2868-nucleotide messenger RNA. NCBI's taxonomy places the organism in Eukaryota, Metazoa, Chordata, Actinopteri, Perciformes, Gasterosteidae. The record is from RefSeq and is a predicted model, not a curated record.